UCGUCAUUUCCGGUUGCGAGACAUGUCUGAAUCUCCAUCUUCACAUUGUGCUGUUAGUGAAGCUCGUACUGCGGGUUCGGGUGAAGUGUUCGUGCAGGAAGAAGAUCCUGAAGGUUUUGCAGAUUUAUCCGAGCUGCCUGUUGAAGUUAGUGAGAGGAGACCGACUUGUUUACGAUGCUGCCGUCCUGUGAAGGUGUGUCUGUGUCCGUUUCUCCCUGCCGAGCCACUGGAUGUCUCCACCUGCCUGUACAUCGUUCAGCAUCCUGCAGAGGAGAGUCGAGUGCUCCGUACCGUCCCCCUGCUGGCCGCCUGCUUACCUAAAGGCAAAUGUAAAGUCCUGAUUGGAAGACGGUUUAACGAAGAGAGACAUGCCGAGUUAGCUGCUGUGUGCAGAGACGCACACACCCUCGUCCUGUAUCCCGGAUCCGACGCUGAAAACCUGGAGGACAUGGACGUGGAUUUCACUAUGACUCCUCACAGUGUCAUUCUUAUAGACGGCACAUGGAGCCAAGCCAAGGACAUGUUCCUCAGAAACGCUCUGUUUCGCUUACCAAGACAGGUGCAGUUAAACAGCGCCCCCUCCAGUCAGUACGUGAUCCGCACUCAGCCCACCAACAUGUGCCUGUCCACACUCGAGUGUGCCGCCGUCACUCUGUCCAUUAUGGAGAAAAACCAAGCCAUACAGGAGGUUCUCCUGAGGCCUCUGCGAGCUCUGUGUUCAUUCCAGCUGCAGCAUGGUGCUCAGGUUCACCACAGCAAAGAACAUCUGUUGAAGAGCGGCCUGUACAACAAACCCCUGCCCAAAAACAAGCGCAAGAUCAAGAGGAUGCAGAAACUCAUCACCAACCAGGACGUCUGAUUAUGAUCAGGACGUGUGUAUGUGUGUGAGAGAGAGAGAGAGAGAUUACAACCACUGGAGCAGAAAUGUGUCCUACAUCUUUAAAUAUUUAUUUGUUCUUGUUAAGUGAGGAUUUUUUUUUUUUUAAUGGAGAUUUUGUUUACUGCUGGAACACCAAACUGCAGAGUCUCUGGUAACAUCUGCAUCUGAAGUGAAAUGCUGGAAAAACCUUUGACUGAAGGUCUGUGAAAGGCUUUGAGAUCAGAUUUCAGUGCUGGUUCAUUGUAGUGGAUUCCCUCAAGAACUUCCAGGCACAUACGUGUUGAUGACACGUCAGUAAAUCCAGUCUAUAUGAUGAUUUAAAUCUUUUGCUGUUUCAUCAUUUUAAAUCUGUUCUGACACCAGCUGGUCUUAAUGAAAAUAACUAAAAUUUGCUGCUUCUGUGGAUUGUGUUUCUCACUGUUGUGUUCUUAAAGAAUGGGUUUUUAAAAUGUAGAAUUUAACAUAAUUUUGCUGAAUUUUUCUGGAAUAAAUAAUUUUUUUAUAAGGA
Neoarius graeffei (lesser salmon catfish) is the source of this 1388-nucleotide messenger RNA. RefSeq names its product DTW domain containing 2 (gene dtwd2). The record is from RefSeq and is a predicted model, not a curated record. The transcript is spliced from 6 exons. NCBI's taxonomy places the organism in Eukaryota, Metazoa, Chordata, Actinopteri, Siluriformes, Ariidae. The coding region runs from base 23 to 859 and encodes 278 amino acids.